This is a messenger RNA of Protopterus annectens (West African lungfish), 3538 nucleotides long. RefSeq names its product fatty acid 2-hydroxylase (gene FA2H). The transcript has 7 exons. NCBI's taxonomy places the organism in Eukaryota, Metazoa, Chordata, Ceratodontiformes, Protopteridae. The coding region runs from base 80 to 1180 and encodes 366 amino acids. Gene Ontology annotation, molecular function: heme binding; iron ion binding; fatty acid 2-hydroxylase activity. The record is from RefSeq and is a predicted model, not a curated record. Gene Ontology annotation, cellular component: membrane; endoplasmic reticulum. Gene Ontology annotation, biological process: lipid biosynthetic process; fatty acid metabolic process.
CACACCCUUGCAUGUACCUUCCGCAUUUAGUGCAGUCCUUACUCUUUGAGCCCCCAGCAGGUACAAAGCUAGUAGAGCCAUGACCAGCACUAAGAUAUUCACGUUGUCUGAAAUCCACCAGAGGACAAGCAGAGGAGAAUGCCUGGUUAUUCACCGAAACAAAGUAUACGAUGUGGCCCCAUUUGUCAGAAUGCACCCUGGGGGUGAACAAAUGAUCAAGCAACGAGCCGGCCAGGACAUAACGAGGACCCUGGAGAGCGCCCCACACCGCCACAGUGCCAAUGCCUAUCGCUGGUUGGAACAAUACUACAUCGGAGAUCUGAGGGGUGAAAACCACACUCAGGGCCAGAGUCUGAGAAAACGAGAAACCAGGUCUGAGGACCACUAUGAUCCUCUUUCUUAUGAACUGAAGUGCAAAACAGUUGAUCCCAAAAAUGACUUGGUUGACUGGAGUAAACCUUUGCUGUGGCAGGUGGGCCACCUUAAGGAACGGUACGAUGAGUGGGUUCAUCAACCUGUGGAUCGACCAAUCCGUCUCUUCUAUUCAGAUUUUGUAGAAGCAUGUUCCAAAACUGCCUGGUAUAUGGUACCUCUUGUCUGGAUUCCAGUAAUUUUUUUCCUUUGCUGGCGUGGCAGUAACCUUUUGUCACAAGACUAUAAUCUUUAUUCAUCAGAAUUCUCGGCUCCAGUAUAUAGAUUCCUAUUUCCAUGUUGCUUUGUGAUGGGAAUGUUCACCUGGUCAUUCUUGGAAUACAGCAUACAUCGAUUUGUCUUCCACAUGACCCCUCCAGCGAACAACUACUACCUCAUCGCCGUGCAUUUUAUGUUGCAUGGACAGCACCACAAGUCUCCCUAUGAUGAUUCCCGAUUGGUUUUCCCUCCAGUCCCUGCAUCUAUGGUUGCAGGACUAUUUUAUGGUCUGUUGUGGUUCAUGUUACCAGAAGGCAUUGCUGUAUCCUUGUUUGUGGGUGGUCUCACAGGCUAUUUGAUCUACGACCUUGUCCACUAUUACCUUCACUAUGGCUCACCACAUAAGGGAACCUACCUGUAUGACAUGAAAGCUUACCAUGUAAAGCACCAUUUUGAACAUCAAAAAUCAGGGUUUGGAAUAACAAGCAAAUUUUGGGACUAUCCUUUCAGCACUUUGAUACCAGAAGAAACGUUUGAUGAACAGCAGUAAGAAGACACUAGGUUAAAAACCAUUAUCAGAAAAGCCGAAACCAUUAUCAGAAAAGCUUACUUCUCAUGUCACUUCAAAUUAGCUUAGUUUGACAUGUUAUCAAGUAUAUAACCACGUUCAUGGUUUAAGGUCCAUGUCAGACUGGUUAUGUUAAUUAAUAAAUGUAUAAUUGACAGGCAGGGCCGCUUUGUAGUUCUGACCUUGUGUCAGUGACAGAAAAGUCUCUUGUUUCAGAGAUGCUUAUAUUUACAGUUGCUUCAUUAUGAUUUGUAGUGUACUUGGAAUGGUUUAAAGUAUACAACAAUGCCUGCCAAAACAUGGGAAAAAAAAAACUUUCAUUCUGAAAAUAGUCAGUUUGACUGGUAAACAUUGGUAAACAUCUACACUUGCCCUACAUAAGAAAGAUAAUUCUUGAAUAUAAGUAUAGGGAUAUGCAAUCAUUUUGAAACAUUUCUUGAUAACAUUUGUGCCUGUGACAGUUUGUUUUAGGUCCACAAGGUCAGCUUUAUAAACAAAAUUUCCAUGAGUCUUGAUUACCCAAAAGAUGAAAGACAUGAACAUCCAUGCAUAUUUAUUGCUUGAUCUGGAACAGCAGUUUCUAAAAUGUUUAGCAAAAAGGGCAGGAAACAUUAUUGUCUGAAUACUAAGAAGUCGGUGAGUGUUAGCAAAUAGACGUUGAACAGUAAACUACAAAUCAGGUCUGAUCAAGAUCCCUCAUUUUCUCUGUGAACUGCUUUAACUACUGAUUUUCUCUGGCUAUCUUUUUUUAUUUAAACAAUAUAUUUUUUAAUGUUUGAUGUGCACAUCUGCUGAUUUUAUGCUAUAAUAGCCGAAACAUUUCUACAAAGGAGGCAAAAAGUCUAAUGUUCCAUGGGAUUAGUUUAGUUUUAUAUUUGGGUCCACUUAAAAAGGUGUUUUACACUGGGUUGGUGAAAGGAUUAGGAAAAUAAAAGGUCUAGUCUCUUCUUAAAAUAUAAGGGGGACUCCAAUGCUACAGAGUAUUACAGUCUAAAAUACUUUGUUUUAUAUAACGGUACGGAAACAUCAGCUAUAUGUGUACCACACAUUCCACAGAAGUACAGCAUGCACACGCAUUUGGGCACACUGUUGCAGAAAUUACAUUUUUCCAUCCCAAAGUUUCUGGAAAAAAGGCAGCUACAUAAUUUUGUGAAAAAAAAAAACAGAAAAAGAAAGCCUAUAUUUGCCUUUUCCCGAAAGUUAUGGUCGCACAUCAUCCUUACAUGAAGGGGUUGUUAGGGGCUUGGUCUUCCUCCUGCAUCAAGAAGACCAUUUAAUGCUCUGUUCUUUUGCAGUACUGUGAUCACUACAGUGAGUAUUCAAUGCAAAAGGUUGUCAGAAUUGUCCUGCACACUAUAUAUGUUGUGAUUAAAUGCAUGAAGGGGUUCACGUAUGAUGAAAGGAUAAAAACACUUGAAUAUGUAUAUGAUUUGUAGAACAGAGAUACAACGUGGUAUCCAUGAUACACAUUUACAGGAUGGUCAUGGCAAGAGUGGAAAGGAGGACUGAACUCAGGAAAAUGGAAUAAAUGGAGCUGAGAAAUCAUGGGUAAUAAAUAGAGUAAUGUAGACCAUCAAACAUAAUAGGCCCAUGAAAUGGAAAGUUGUAGGAUGCCAUGAAGAUUGUCACUUCUGCAGGUUUUAAGUGGGUGUGGGACAGGUGAAUGAAGAGGCAGUUGUGUAGGGCUAUCUAAAUACUCAGGCAGGCUAGAUGCACCAGGGGAUUUUUCUAUUAACUCCAUUGUAUAUUUUGUUACACCAGGAUUAGUUUAGUGUUUAACUGUGUGAGCCUGAACUGCUUUCAUCUGAAUACAAGGUACCAGAUUACAGGUGUAGAUUUUUUUCAUUUUCAGAGCACUUUAGUAUGCUAGAUAUGGACGAAAAGGACUUUAUAAAAAAUAUAUAUAAAUGAAAAGUAUGCCUUUUCUGAUAUAUUUGUAACCAUAAGUAACGUUACAUUUUAUCACACUGUCUGUAUUACAUUCUAUACAACAUGUACAAGUGUAAUGUAACUCUCUGUUUUGCAUACCACAAAAGAUUAGUCUAGAUGUUAGUGAUGUCAUCAGACACAGACGAUGCCAGCCAUGGCUGAUGGGUCUAAACAAGCUUUGAAAAGCUGGAUGGUGUUUCUGUGUAAAAUGUUUCCAAGUCAUAUAAAACCAAAUGUAUGUUAAAAUCAUUUUGACAGUAAUACAGUCUGUCAUAUAUAAGAACACGGGGGCAUUUCUGAAUGUGUUUAUUAAUUGAAUAAUUUUGGUGUUCUUUAAAUAACGGCACACUUAUUUUGUUGCUGUGUCAGUCCUUAAAACAUGACAUAAGAGAAAUAAACAGUCAAAUAAAA